Messenger RNA from Lottia gigantea (owl limpet), 1002 nucleotides. RefSeq lists its product as hypothetical. NCBI's taxonomy places the organism in Eukaryota, Metazoa, Mollusca, Gastropoda, Lottiidae. Bases 1 to 1002 code for a protein of 333 amino acids. The transcript is spliced from 3 exons. The record is from RefSeq and is a predicted model, not a curated record.
AUGUUAAAUUUGCCGGCGAUUCCAAAAUUUCAAGCAGACUCCGACCAUAGCUCAUUGGCAACCAGAUGGAAGAAAUGGCGUGACCGAUUUGAUGUAUACAUCCUGGCUUUGGGUGUUAGGGAUGAUAAACAAAAACGUGCAUUACUUCUACACCUUGCAGGUGAAUCAGUUCAAGAAGUUUUCGAUGGUUUAUCUGAUACUGGCGAAGAUUUUAAAACGGAGUCUGAUAAAUUGAAAGAAUAUUUUGAACCAAAGAAAAACAUCAGAUUCGAAAGAUAUAUUUUCAAACAACCAAGUCAGAAUUCAGUCGACUCACCAACCAACAGCAAGCAACCGCUUACUAAUCUAACCAUUGCUGGUGUAACCAUUCCUGUUAUCAUCGACACUGGAGCAUCAGUCGACAAGGAAACAUAUCAGAAAAUCAUCAAGCAUAAAGCGUUAGAGUUGAGAACACCAAAAUCUAAGAUCUACGUAGCAACGCCACAUUCUACAACCGGUGUAUCACCAGCUCAACUGUUGUUUAAUCGUCAAAUCAAAACCAAACUUCCAGAAAAUUCAUUAGAAACACCAAGUGAAGACAACCACCAGAAAUUGGCUAGAAUAAACGAUAAAGCUGCCAAAUGUAAGAUGAAAUCAUAUGCAGAUCAAAAGUUCCAUGCCAAAUCAUCCGAUCUCAUGCAAGGAGACUUGGUAUUAGUGAAACAGAAUAAAGUCAAUAAAUUGUCUACGCCUUUUAGUGCUGAACCAUCCGUUGUAUUAGAUGUUAAAGGAUCUAUGAUUACACUGAAACGACCUAAUGGUAAAGUUUAUGCAAGAAACAGCUCGUUACUAAAAAGAGUACCAACUACGUCAAAUCAGCUCAAUAAAGCAACAUCCGAUUCUGAAGAUGACAUCGAGGAUGAUAGUUAUGCUCAACGACCAAAUCCAGUAAUUCCACAACCAAUGAGAAGAAACCCAAGAAGACAUCGUAAUAGACCCCGUUAUCUAAAUGACUAUGUUUAG